Glossina fuscipes is the source of this 912-nucleotide messenger RNA. RefSeq lists its product as uncharacterized. Bases 1 to 912 code for a protein of 303 amino acids. Gene Ontology annotation, molecular function: proton transmembrane transporter activity. NCBI's taxonomy places the organism in Eukaryota, Metazoa, Arthropoda, Insecta, Diptera, Glossinidae. The transcript has 3 exons. The record is from RefSeq and is a predicted model, not a curated record. Gene Ontology annotation, biological process: proton motive force-driven ATP synthesis.
AUGGGUAUUACUAAGAAAUUAUUUACAACAAUACCUUUAUCGCAAUUGAUGAAACGCGUUCCGCCCGAACAGAUGGAGCAAUUCGAAGAGUUUCGCAACAAAUGUACCGCUUAUCAAAGUGAAGUAGAUAAGUAUCCGGAUCAAUUGCCACGUAUAGAUUGGAAUUAUUAUCGCGCUAAUGUAUCGAAAAAUUUUGUUCAGUCGGUUGAACAAUUCGAGAUACAUUAUAAGGAACUUGACUUUUGUUUCGCUACUCGUUAUGAUAAUUUAGAUUUCAGCCAAUAUUAUACUGAUUGGGAAAAAGUUUCGGCCGAUAUUAAGCAAAGAAUUGAUGCUUUUCUUACACAAUCUAAUAAUAAGAUUGCGAUUUAUCAAGCCGAAAUAAGACGCUUAAGUGAGAUGACACCGUACGAGGACAUGACAAUGGAACAGUUUGUCGUAGAAAGGGAAGACAUUGCCGAUUUAAUACCAAGAAAUAAUUUACCUUUAUUUUGGCCGUUUACGGAGGAUGAACAGAAACCAGGUCCCGCUCUUCCCGGUGAUGUGCCUAGUGACGAAGAUCAACCUGAUGAAAAAGAAGGUCCGGAAAAACUGUGUCCAGAAAAGAAAAAUACGGCACAAGAAGAAGCAAUAAAGACCGAUAUGAUAAUGAAAGCGGCAUCAGAAAAAGAUCCGGUAAACAAGAUAGAAGCAGAAGUGGAUACGCCAAAGUCAUUAAUGAAAGGAAAAAAGGAAAAAGAAAAGAAGCACGUGCAGGAGGAGGAACAGCUACCCAAAAUGGAGACGCAACCAAAGGCUCCAACAAAAGCUGAAACGAAGCAAAUAACAGCAGGAAAUAGUCCAGAAGGUAAAGGAAAAUCAACAUCUGAAGUGCCACCAAGUGAGCCAACACCCAAAGAUCCCGCAAAAUGA